AUGCCAACGCGAAAUAUCCUCAUUACCGGAGCGUCCGGGUAUCUUGGUGGGACGGUCGUCGCCCAACUCAGCAACGCGAACCUACCAUCCCAUGGAAAGAUUUUUGCGUUGGUUCGAAAUGGCAGCCAAGCGAAAGCUGUCAAAACAUAUGGAUUAGAGGCUAUAAGCUUUGAUCCAUACGAUAAGGUUGCUGUCGAGGAAAACAUUAUCCGCCAUCAGAUAUCGAUUGUGUACUGGUUGAUCGAUGCUUCAAGCUCAGCAGCUCAGCAACAUUUCAUCGGAGCUUUAUCCAAGCUCAAGCAGGAAACCGACCAAUCCGUCCAUUUCUUACAUACAAGCGGGGCAAAGAUCUUCUCGGGACUUGCUGGCACUCCUACGGACCGAACCAUCCUGGACAGCGAUCCUAGCCUACACGCAAUACAGAAAGGGCAGCAAGCUCCAUAUGCUUUGCUACAAAAGGCUGUCGAUGCGAACAAUGACGUUAUUAAGCUAGCAGAAGCUCAAGGGGUUCAAAGCUACAUAUUUGUCCCUUGCAUCGUCUACGGCAAAGGCCGGGGUUUUGGGAACCCUAUAUCUAUCCAAACUGUUGCUAUUGUCAAGGCCGCAGUGGCAUCUAAGAGGGUCUACAGAGUCGACAGUGACCAUCCGAUCUGGCCAGUCUCUCAUGUUGAUGAUACAGCCGCUCUCUACCUCGACAUUCUCAAAAAGAUCUUGGCAGAGGAGAAUGUUGAAUCUGGACCGAACGGAUACUACCUUGCUGCAUCGGGAAGUGUGGCUUGGGAUGACAUAUAUGAUGCCUUCGCCGUAUCGCUCGCGAAACGAGGCAUUAUUGAGGACUCUCUAGUCACUCUUGCUGAUGAUGCGGUCCUGGAGAAGAUGGCGAAGGGUCUGGGCUCUCCAAAAGAAUUCGUACCCGUUCAGCUGGGUGGAAAUUGCACAUUCACAGCAAAGCACGGAGAGAGUGUAGGGUGGAGUCCCAAGUUCUCAUCGAAUCAUAUUCUUGAGACUGCAGAUGCAGAGGUUGAACUGAUUCUUCAACACCUAUAG
Molecule: messenger RNA, 1047 nt
Organism: Ilyonectria robusta
Lineage: Eukaryota; Fungi; Ascomycota; Sordariomycetes; Hypocreales; Nectriaceae
Exons: 6
Coding region: 1-1047 (348 amino acids)
Source: RefSeq, a predicted model, not a curated record